Messenger RNA from Dreissena polymorpha, 1186 nucleotides. Its product is annotated as galanin receptor 2a-like. Gene Ontology annotation, molecular function: G protein-coupled receptor activity. The transcript has a single exon. Gene Ontology annotation, biological process: G protein-coupled receptor signaling pathway. NCBI's taxonomy places the organism in Eukaryota, Metazoa, Mollusca, Bivalvia, Myida, Dreissenidae. The record is from RefSeq and is a predicted model, not a curated record. Gene Ontology annotation, cellular component: plasma membrane. The coding region runs from base 125 to 1186 and encodes 353 amino acids.
UCAUUUCUCGACACGAUGGGUCAACUUUCGUUCUAGCUACAUUAUUUGAUAUUUGUUAAAGUAAAGGUGCGGAUUAGACAUAUACGGCGUUUUCAGCUAAAGAAAAAUUGAAACUGAUGAUACUAUGAAUUCAACAACAGCCCCUGCUAGUAAUGUGACUUUGAUAAACGUAUCAGAACAGGAGACGUUCAACACGACUUCAUCAAAGUUGCGCGAAUGGGAUUUGUUGCCGAAAGGUUACUAUGGAGACACGAGCGUGUUGCUCUGGAGGGUGAUCCCGCCAAUUCUCAUUACCAUUGGAACGAUCGGAAAUACGAUGACUAUGUUUGUGCUGCUUCGUCAGAAAAAGAUGACGUCAACGGCGUUGUUCCUGUUUGCUCUGGCGCUUUCAGAUACGCUCACGCUGUUCAGCGCAGUUCUGAAUGGCUGGAUGCGUUUCACUUGGGACCUUAACAUCCAAAUGCUGAGUAGAACCGCGUGUAAGGCGCACGUCUACUUGACCUACUGCAGCGUUCAUCUCUCAUCGUGGUUUAUCGUGGCUGUCACGCUAGAGAGAACAGCUUGCGUACUCAUCCCGCAUAAAGUGAGACUGGGCUGUUCCCCACGAAAUGCUGGCCUGAUCAUUUUCGCUAUUGUGCUAGCCGUCCUUGGAAUUAAUAUUAUAUUGCCCGUGAUUAUUGAUCUGAAGUUUGUUGAUUAUAUUGGAGACCAUGGUUGGGGGUGCUAUCCCUCCAAUAAGGUGUACUUCGAAUUAUUUUAUUCCGUUUACCAAUGGAUCGACAUCACGUUGUAUUUCGGUGCGCCGUUCCCGCUUCUUCUCACUGGAAACGUCAUCAUUGUAGUGCAGCUAGCGCGCUCCCGUUCCAGAAAUCGGCGGAUGAGAAUUUCGGGUCAGGGGCGCGACACGCGUCGAUUGUCGAUACUGAUGAUAGCCUUGUGCGGGCUGUUCUUCCUAACGAUGACGCCGAUGGCCGUCAUGGCAGUAUACUCCGAAAACCGGUUCGAGAAGAUUUUUGCGCUUAAGCCAGUGGAUCCUUACACGGCCUGGAACGACUACCAGUACUUGCUGUUUCUUAGGACCGUUGUCGAACUGGUCGGCUACUUCAACAACACCUUCAACUUUGUCGUAUACGUGUUUAGCGGUUCGAAGCUCCAGACAGAGCUGAAGAACGCGCUUUGUUGUUAG